Nicotiana attenuata is the source of this 444-nucleotide messenger RNA. RefSeq lists its product as uncharacterized. The transcript has 2 exons. Bases 1 to 444 code for a protein of 147 amino acids. Lineage: Eukaryota; Viridiplantae; Streptophyta; Magnoliopsida; Solanales; Solanaceae. The record is from RefSeq and is a predicted model, not a curated record.
AUGAGUAUGAUGGGAGAAUUAAAUUUCUUCUUAGGACUUCAAGUGAAGCAAUCUCAGAAGGGAAAACUGAUAAGUCAGCAGAAGUACAUCAAGGAGCUACUGAAAAGGUUUGACAUGGAAGCAUCAAAAGUCAUCGACACCCCUUUUGCCACAGCUACCCGUCUAGACAUAGAUGAACCUAGUUCCCUUGUAAAUAAGACCAUGUUUAGAGGGAUCAUAGGGUCACUCCUGUAUCUCACUGCAAGCAGACCAGACAUUGUUUUCAGUGUGGGUCUUUGUGACAGCUUUGAUCUUAUUGGGUAUGCUGACGUUGAUUAUGCAGGAUAUCUAGUGGACAGGAAAAGCACGUCUAGAAUGGCACAUUUGCUGGGUUCUUUCCUAAUCUCAUGGGGUACAAGGAAGAAAAACUUGUGGCACUCUCAACUGCAAAAGCAAAAUAUGUAG